AUGUUUGAGGCCAUUGUUUUACUUGUCCAAAUCCUCAUUAAUUCCAUUCUUAUCCGCGUUUUUGUCUAUUAUUGCCGAGAUUCGUUUUCCAAAAAAGCCGAAACGGCGCCACACGAAAACGCCAAGACGGAGACGAAUCGCUCGACGAAAACUCGUCGAUCAUCUCGAUCAAUUCGACAAGUAUCUACUGCACAACAAGUAUCUACUGCUGUGUCGGCGAGUACUCAACAACAAUCACAAGAUAUGGAUUUUGAGGUGGCUUUCCGAGACCGUGCGCAUACGUUUGGCGACAUUGCGAUCAAGUACCCAAAACAUGAGAUCCCACUCACGCAUAUAUCGCCGACACUGCACAUGUCGGACAAAAGUCAAGCCGGUCCAUCGUCGAGCAUCUCUUCGGCAGCAUUUCCCGGCAGUUCAACAACGCCCAUUUUACCCCCACCUGCACCCGCACUGGGUGCUUCAUUUCCAUCAAUUGGUUCAUCAGUGGGUGGAAUCGGCUCACAGCAUGCGAUGAAUAUGCCACAAAAUCUUUCACAUUGGCAUCAGGCUGGUCCAUCAUCGCUUCCAUCGCCAUUUGUGCCUCCAUCACUCUCGAAUCUUCCUCCAGUUGCUCUUCACUCACCCGGUUCAUCUAGUAUUCGUCCAGUCGUCCCUGCUCCUCAAACACCGACUUUAACUCAAUCCCCGCAAGGUUCCAGCGCCUCAUCCAAGCAAAAGCAACGUCUCUAUUGUGCGGUUUGUGGAGACACGGCACUUGGACGACACUAUGGUGUGAAUGCGUGUAAUGGUUGUAAGGGUUUCUUUCGACGAAGCAUUUGGAAGAAUCGAACGUACGUCUGCCGAUUUGGUGGUCAUUGCCCUGUGUCAAAAGAACAUCGCAAUACUUGUCGGGCUUGUCGGUUGGAGACAUGUCUUCGAGUUGGAAUGAAUCCGAGGGCUGUCCAAAGUGAAGCCGAUCUUGCACAAAGCCAACAAGAACAACAAAUGGCCGCUCAAAUGAAGCGGGAGGCGGAGGAACGGGAUGAAUAUAUCUUCUCCCAAUCUCCCUCCCCCAACUCACCCCCACCACCGUCCGUCGAUCAAUCAGCACAAACCGAUCGACCCGAUCUACAUCUACACCUUGGAACAGGUAGCUUCGAAUCGGGUGAUGGAUAUGGGGCAAUGUCAGUGGAUUCGGUUUAUAUGAGUGGAAAUCCGCCUAGCCUUGACACGAAACAUUUCAGCAAAGAGAGGACCGUACAAAACACGUUGAUGACGAUGAAGCAAAUAUUUGAGAGAACGGAUGAAAGAGGAGAAGAAAUGAGAACGGAAAUGCAUGAUGAAGUGCUGUCUUUUGAGAGAGCUUUCUACAAUCCAGAAUUGAUCGGAAAGAGGAGCAGGCUAGACACAUCUGGAGUUCGACCAGCGUCUAUCAAUGACAUUCUGUUAGAUUUUCGAAGAGCUUUCGUUCUCUAUGCCGACAUUCUCAUUUCGUUGCCCGAGUUUUAUCGAAUGAAUCACGAUGAUCGGAUGGCUCUUGCGAAAGCCCGUUUUGCACCCUAUUAUUGGUGGUUGACAGCGAAUUGGGCUGUUAGAGCCAACGCUCAAGGGUUCUGCUACUCGAAUGGUUCCUAUUUCUCCGCCGACAUGAAACCGCAAGUGUUCCCCGAUUUGAGUGGCAUUUCCGAGAAAUCGCUUGUUUUACUCAAAGAGCCAUUAGAAGAGCUACAGUUGGAUGAGGAUGAAGUGACACUGGCCGGUCUUUUCUUCAUUUUUGCCGAUGAGGUUCCAAAUCUCUCAUCUGAUGGUUGUCGUUAUUUGGAAGAGGCUCGUUCACAUUAUCAGGAACUCCUUCAACUCGUUUGUUCUCGAUCUCGCGGGGAACUCUCGGCCGCAAAUCGAAUCGCCAACAUCACCACCCUCCUAUCGGGAAUCACGAAUUUAACCUAUAUGUCCGGUGAGAGUCUCGAGCUUCCCGAAGUUUUCCGGCUUGUCGAGUCACCCGAUUGGACCCAAGAACUUCGGCUGCAUCAAUAUCAAAGCCCAUUU
Messenger RNA from Mesorhabditis belari, 2028 nucleotides. NCBI's taxonomy places the organism in Eukaryota, Metazoa, Nematoda, Chromadorea, Rhabditida, Rhabditidae. The record is from the annotation of a GenBank genome assembly.